Messenger RNA from Oppiella nova, 683 nucleotides. NCBI's taxonomy places the organism in Eukaryota, Metazoa, Arthropoda, Arachnida, Sarcoptiformes, Oppiidae. The record is from the annotation of a GenBank genome assembly.
CGGGAACUGUAUUGGAUGGACAGUAACGGCGCUAAUAACAACCGGGCCAUGAGGUCGGACGACUCGCCCUACUGUAUAAUAUUCGGUAUAUUCAUCAUAUGGUUUGCCUCCCUCACCAUAAACCUGGGGCCCACCUUCCUGUCCGGCGCACUGGCCUCGGGCCACGAGACGGCCGGCCAUCUCGACGUGUGCCCAAUGGUGUACCGCCCGGUGCGACACUACGUACUCAACCUAUUGUGGAUAUCCGUGAACAUGAUGUGCGUCGGCCUAAUGGCCGUCCAUUUGCGCAAACUAUACAAAGACAUCGCGAAGUCUAAUCUGGAGGCCGUGCGGGUCAGUAGUCUCGUGACGACGAUGAUGACCGUCCAGUCGGGCGAUAGGGGGGAACUGGAGGGUCAGCGAGGUUUCUACGACUACGUGCACAGAAUGGAGAGCGAAGGCGUCGGUAGGGUUAAGAUGUUUGUCGUCAUACUUGUGGCAUAUUUGCUGUUUUGGGGUCCGCUCUAUACCAUCACUUUGAUCCGGCCGGGUUUGGAGACAUCCCUGACCUAUGAGAUCAGUUUACACGUGGCGCUCACCCAUUGUUUUGUAAAUCCCAUACUAUUUAUGGUCUAUAGUCGAGGACAUUCUGGUAUGAAUUGACAAAAACAUCACUAAAUACAACACAAAAACCUAAUCAAACA